AUGCCCAAGCCCAGACGCAACCUGCAGGCCACGGCCGAGGAAACCAUGACACCUCCUCAAUCCCUCACCGAGACACAAUCCGUCGCACGCGUCCAACAAGCCGCUGGAAACAACCUCUACCGUGUCGAACUGCCAGACACCAAGGUGCUCUUGGUCGAGCUUCCUGCUCGUUUUCGCUCAACCAUCUGGAUCAAGAGAGNNGGUGGAUUUGUGCUUGUCGACACGGGCGCUAUGAACGAGCGCGAGAACAAGCUGGACGGCGAGAUCAUCAACGUUGUUAGAAACGAGAAGGAAUGGCGCAAGGAGAAAUACUGGUACAUUGUUGGAAUCUCGUACGCCGAUGAAGACGAUUCGGACGAGGAAGAGUCCAACGUUGGCAAGAUGCCUCCUUCUGACUCCGAGGACGAGUGA
Aureobasidium musti is the source of this 411-nucleotide messenger RNA. Lineage: Eukaryota; Fungi; Ascomycota; Dothideomycetes; Dothideales; Saccotheciaceae. The record is from the annotation of a GenBank genome assembly.